ACGUGACUGUCAUCAAGUAUCGUUAGAGGGGCAGAGAACAGCGGAGCCGUCGGUGUAGCAGCUCCGCUUGUCUGUGUCGUUGGGACUUGGAAGUGACCGGGCGGGGGGAGACUGGCCGCGGACGUCGGGAUUUCAGGGGAAGAUGGAAACAAGCCGCUGCCCUCGACCAUCUCCUUUGUAGACGCAGGGAGCCGCGGUGUGACGUGCAGGGCAAACUUACCGUACACUGUGUUUUGUACGAUUUGCAGUCAACCAGAGCUAGCUAGCUUAGCAGCCGACACUGUCAGGCACACAGGUAGAGAAGAGGAGAGGAGAGGAGGGCUCGGUGACAAAGGAAGGUGGCGAGGUAACGAUGAACCGCUUCCGAAAGUGGCUGUACAAGCCCAAGAGGACGGACCCUCAGCUCCUGGCCCAAUUCUACUACGCUGAUGAAGAGCUCAACCAGGUGGCCACUGAGCUGGACAGCCUCGACGGCAGGAAAGACCCUCAGAGAUGCACCCUGCUGGUCAACCAGUUCCGAUCCUGUCAGGACAACGUGUUGAACAUUAUCAGUCAGAUCAUGGAUGAAUGUAUCCCCAACGACCGGGCCAACAGAGACUUCUGUGUCAAGUUCCCCGAGGAGAUUCGUCAUGACAACUUGGCAGGGCAGCUGUGGUUUGGGGCUGAGUGCUUGGCCGCGGGCUCCAUCAUCAUGAACAGGGAGAUAGAGAGCAUAGCGAUGAGACCCCUGGCUAAGGACCUCACCCGCAGCCUGGAGGAGGUGCGCAACAUCACCAGAGACCAGGCCCUGAGAGACCUCAACCUGUACACGGACCGCAUGAAGGACGCACUGCGACAUUUCGACAGUCUCUUUGCCGAGUUUGAGCUCAGCUAUGUGUCAGCCAUGGUGCCUGUGAAGUCUCCCAAAGAAUACUAUGUGCAGCAGGAGGUGAUUGUGCUCUUCUGUGAGACUGUGGAGAGGGCCUUAAAGCUGGGCUAUCUCACACAGGAUAUGAUCGAUGACUAUGAACCCGCACUGAUGUUUACAAUUCCCCGACUGGCCAUUGUGUGUGGGCUGGUUGUGUAUUCAGAGGGACCUCUCAACCUAGACCAAAAAUCAGAGGACAUGUCCGAGCUCUUCAGGCCUUUUCGCACUUUAUUGAAGAAAAUAAGAGACCUGCUGCAGACCCUGACUGAGGAGGAGUUGAUAACGCUGGAGAGGAACCUGUGUAUUUCUCAGGAUGGGGAGUUGUCCACAAGCCAGGGGCUGGCUGCUAACGGCGCUCCGGCUCCAGCCCAAGAGAACCACUCAUCGAGCUGCCCCGCUAAUGACACCUCAAAGGGGGAGAGUGAGGGGGAAGAGGAGCAGCUGCCUGUGUUUGUCUGUCCCGGCCAGGAGGAGGAGUUGGCGGAAGUGGAAAAAGGUUGGGAGGAGGUGGAAACUGAGAGGGGAGAGGAGGAGCAGGAGCAGGGCCUCCUCUGCGAGGAGGCGGAGGAGGCCGAGCUGGCCUGCUCCAUGCAGUACGACGAGGAGGAGCUGGAGCAGCUCAACAUGAUGGUGUACCGUGUGGGAGAUGAGAUGUCCACUCUGCUGUCUCCCCCCAGCCAGGGACAGUCCCCAGCACACGGUCCGAACCGAGGAAACUCCAGCGCGGCUUCCAGCACUGAGGCCUCACCGCGCAGGGUCAUCGGGAGCCGAGGAAGGACAGGCAUCUAUGUGGAGGAGGAGGACAGGGUCUUCUUCAUGGAGGACCUGGACGCAGCAGGAGAAGGCAUCACCAGCAUUUCAAGAGAGGCUUGCAGUUGUGUCGUCUCCCCUCCCAAAGAGUCCGUUCGCCCUGUGCAACGCAAGCCCAGCGGACCGCGGCCAGACCCCGUCAGGAACGGCUGGUACUCUGAGGCGACGUCCGAGCAGCCUUGCCCGCAGCCGCACAGCCUGAACGCACACUGUCCCGCUGCAAAGCGACCCCCGUGCACCUCCGCCCCGGGUUCCGAACCUCUGCCUUACACCAACGGGUGGGAGAUGGGCUUAGAAGGCACGACGUCCGAAACGGCCGAGGUCAUCGCCCAUCGCAUGGGAGGGAUGAAACUGUCCGCCACGGUCAUCUUCAACCCUCGCUCGCCCAGCCUGACGGAGCUGGCUGUGGACAAGCUGCUGCUGCCUCGGCCCGCUCCCUCCGAGAUUGAGCCCUGCGGCCCCCUGGUGGCCACUCACUGCCUGCUCAACUCCUGCGUCUGCUGCGGGAGCUGCGAGGACAGCCACGACGACGGCAUCACCACGGAGACCGCUGGACUCGGGCUGGGCCUCGCCCUGGGGCUGGACAGGCAUUGUAAGAGCCCGGCUCCCGGCGCCGUCAUCCAGUCCUCCGCUUGCCGGCUGCCGCCGCGCGGUCACGAUCCUCACGGUAAGGGUGAAGUCGCGCAGCUGACUCCCCCUUCUUCCCUCUGCUCCGAGGAGCCGCCGGAAGAAGAUUCGAAUUCCCAGCUCUGCGAGGAGUGUCUGGUGGUGGCGGCUCCGGAGCUGGGGCAUCACACUCAGGACUAUAGCUCGAGCAGAGGGGACGGAGCCUCCCCGUGCAACCACCAGCUGAGGACCGAUAGGAGGCCCGCCGGCGCAGGCCGACAGAGGGAGAAGGAGACGGAUAAGGACAAGGCAGAAAGUAAAGAUGUGAAGAGGGACACCAAAGAGGACAGCAGGAGAAGCUCCAGUUUUCAGAACUCUCCCCUCAGCUCUGUGUCAGGUAGUGACUGCGACAGCGUGUCGGUCACCACAUGUAGUCUGUCAAGCAGUUCGUAUACUCCCAGCCCCGUCAGCAGUCUGACCCCCAGCUCGGGGACAUCCGAAGACCCGGACCACCAGGAGAUCCAGCUGGCCCUGCACAACGCCAAGGUGGCGGCCAGGAACAAGAUCCGAUCGCGUUUCCACAGCAGCAGCGACCUCAUCCACCGCCUCUUCGUCUGUAUAUCUGGUGUUGCCGAUCAGCUGCAGACCAACUACGCCAGCGACCUUCGCGGCAUUCUCAAGACUCUGUUUGAAGUCAUGGCAACCAAGUGUGAGGAGGGAGACAAUGAUAAGCAAAAGAAAGCGGGUCCCGUUCUGCGCAGUGCGGUGCUCGAGGACUGCGCUCUGUGUCAGGAGACCAUUUCCUCAUCGGAAUUGGCAGCCAAGGCCCGGGAGGGGCAGUUCGAAGACCCUCCCGACUGGGUCCCCGAUGAGGCCUGCAACUCCUGCAUCGCCUGCAAGGCUCCUUUCACCGUCAUCCGCAGGAAGCAUCACUGUAGGAGCUGUGGAAAGAUCUUCUGCUCUCGCUGCUCUUCCCAUUCCGCCCCGUUGCCUCGAUACGGCCAGGUGAAGCCGGUCAGGGUUUGCACACACUGCUACAUGUUUCACGUGACGCCCUUCUACAGCGACAAGGCGGGCAUCUGACCUCAGAUUAUCACCGAAACCGAAAGCACACAGUCUGCAACAACAAGAGCAUAUGCAACUGACAGAUCCUCGGCUGUGUACGAAGCGAGUGCAACACUGCUCUAGUAAACCUUAAUGGCUGUGAUUGUACCCGCUAAGCAUGGCUUCAGAAUAACGCCAUCACAGAGGAGACGGACAGGACGAGAAGCCGCAGACGGACGAUUUGAUCUUGUUCCUGAGAGACGCCGGGAAUCAAAGUGUCUUUCAGUGCCCACCACAAAUGAUUCAAUCAGUGAUUCACGAACGCCUGCGUGUCUGCAGAGGUGCUGGAGGGGACACGGUACGAGCAGGCAAUAAUAGAUUUUGAACCGUUUUUGAAUCGUGCAGCAGUCGUCAAUAGCAUCGCAAACUCAGCACAGGCCUCCUCGUUCGUUUUGUUGCUUUAGGUGUAAAUGAAAGCACUUGUGACAUAUUUUCUAUGCUUCAGCGGGCUUCCUACAUUUGUGGCCAAGCUCCCACUGAACUCGGAUAACUCAAAAGAAUGUAAGUCAUGAUCAGCGUGUAAAUAAGGAUGAUUCUGGUAAUAACCAUGCUCAGCGCUACAUCUGGGAACUGUAAACCGAUCUUCACCAGGGCACCAGUCCCGCUAAAGCAAAAACUGAAACACACAACUUUUAUAUGAGAUUCCUUCAUGCUUUUAAUGGCAACGAAUGUGUAAUUCUGCAUCACUUUGUGAGGUGGGGGCGGAGGUUCCACCGAGCUACGGUAAUGGGCUGUGCCUGUUGCCUUUACUGUUGCGCCAUGACGACGUGAUGAGCUUUCUCCGAGGACCUCGCUGCACGCUGAUUUGGAUAAAAGGGAUUCCCCCGUCAUCGCUGUCAGGUCUCGAAAGUCCUCCUAAUGGAGAGUUGACCUCUCGUUGCUCAGCGCUCUCAAUAGCAAGCCACAAUUUGUGUAAUUUGAUUUGAACCAGAGGCCUUCUCAGGAGCUGGUCUACAGGAAUACAGGCCAACUGUUUCCCACCGUUUUUCCCCCUCUUCCUCACAAAUGUUAUAGUGCAAUAUGGUGACUACUAUUUGCAACGGCCGUGCACAAUUAAAAACCCGUAACUAUUUAAAUUGCAGUUUCAGGCUGUUUGAAAGAGUGUGUUGAUAUGUGUUUACACUAAAUCGUUUCCAUCUCUGUCUCUGCUGGUACUUUCAGGCGGGAGCGGAUAUUUUGUUCCCGGUCUGGUAUGAUUUUUCUCUUGCCUUCCUUUCUGCUCAUCAGGCUGCUUCCAUUGCAGUGACAGUCUACAAAGUAUCUUCCUUACUUACAAUAUACCUGUUUGUACAUCUGAAUGCUCUGAUGUUUCUAACACGGACCUCCGAGCAGCAGUGACAAAUGUUCUCAUUACAGUAUAUCCAUCUGCUCUGACGUAAAGCAGUCUCUCAGGCAUUACAUAUUUAGAACCUUGGAUCAAUCUUAUUAUAUUUUCAUCAACAAACAUAUAAACUCACUUUGAAAAGGUAUGCUUUUUCUUUUAUAAAGAACAAAACUAAUGUAUGAAGCUAUCAUUUCUUUUAUGUGGAAAAAAAAGAACAAGUAAUCAAUGCAGUAAUUAAAGAGUGGGAUAUCUUAUUAUUAUUGUUAUUAUUAUUAUUAUUAUUUCAGAGCUUGGUCUUAUUUUCUAAACCUCCAGUACAUUUCCAUGAUAAGAGCUGUGUAAAAAUUCGAGAAUCAAAUAAUGUUAUAUAGUUUUAAAUGCGAUGUAUAUUGAAAUAAAUGACUUUUUCCUGUUUCAAGAAA
This is a messenger RNA of Mugil cephalus (flathead mullet), 5173 nucleotides long. It is a transcript of the gene zfyve28, whose product is annotated as zinc finger, FYVE domain containing 28. The record is from RefSeq and is a predicted model, not a curated record. NCBI's taxonomy places the organism in Eukaryota, Metazoa, Chordata, Actinopteri, Mugiliformes, Mugilidae. Gene Ontology annotation, biological process: negative regulation of epidermal growth factor-activated receptor activity. The transcript has 14 exons. Bases 353 to 3406 code for a protein of 1017 amino acids. Gene Ontology annotation, molecular function: metal ion binding. Gene Ontology annotation, cellular component: early endosome membrane.